This is a messenger RNA of Durusdinium trenchii, 3266 nucleotides long. The record is from the annotation of a GenBank genome assembly. NCBI's taxonomy places the organism in Eukaryota, Dinophyceae, Suessiales, Symbiodiniaceae.
AUGCCCAUGCCGCCUUUGUUGCAAUUCUAUUGGCUCUCCGUCAUUGCGGCCACAUCGGCUUUCAAUGUUUCGGUGAAGGGCUUUGGGCCACCACGGCAUUUCGUCCCUGCCUCCAGAGACUUGUCGUCGGAGUUGGAACAUGUGGCAAGCAAAUUCAGGCUCUUGAGUUGGAACAUUCUGGCACCCACGUGGGACAAUUUAGGCGUCAAAGAAUCCAACUGGCAAGCCAGGUUUGCUCGCAUCGUGCAAGAGAUUCGUUUGCGGAGGCCGGACGUCAUGGUUUUGCAAGAGGUGGAGGUGUUGAUCUACGAUGAGCAAGUACAGCCCUUCAUGAAAGCUCGUGGUUACCAGGGUGUAUACACAGGGAUAGAUGCUGGAAUCGGGCUGGCGGUGUUCUGGCGCACGUCCAAAUUUGCGUUGAGCACCGCUACGGAUUUUGACCUGACCACAACAGCCUUAACUCCUUGGCGUUCACUCUUCAACGAAGACUUCAAUAAGGAGCAGCGAGAGAGAUAUUUAACCAGGAAAAAUGUCGUCUUAUUUGUCACACUGAGAUGCCUAGGGCAGCAAGUUCACUCGCAUGCAAUUCUGAUUGGCGCAAUACAUUUGACAGCCAAUCCGACAUCCUCCCUGCCUUUGAGGACGGAUAUUCAGCUUUAUGAAACCAACGUAUUGUUGGAUGCGAUGCAUCAAAUCUUGCGUGAGGAACGAUUGAAGCACAAGAGCUUGAGUUGCAUUUUGGCAGGUGACUUCAAUGUCCCGCCCUUCUUUCCAGAGAGUGCCUUUGAGCGGCUCAGCCAUCAAAUCAAAAACCCCGCUGAGACUUGGUCGAUGCCGGAGAUUGAAGACAUCUCACUUCCGAGUCCUGUUUAUGAAUUGCUGACAAGGGGGAAUUUGAGCGCCGAAUCGAUUGGAUUCCUCAUGACAGCGAUCAAGGCAUCCGGCUUCCAUCCGUCCAAGCUGCUGCAAGGCUCGAUCUACGAGAUGUUGGUCCUGGACCGAUCACCCCAUGUCUUUGUCAGUGCAUACUCGGACGUGAUUGGAACGGAGCCCAUGACGCAUGAAGGGGGCACGUUAGACUUUGUUUUCUAUAUGCCGGAGCAGCGUGAGUAUUUGAGCAGCAGUCCGUUGAAGACGGACUCUCAUUUGAAUGAUGCGAGCAACGAGUACAGUGAGGAAGAGCUCAACAUUGCGACGGAGAGCUUUGACAAGAAAUGUUUGCUUGGUUCAGGCUCCUUCGGGCAAGUGUACAAAGGUACUAUGAAGGAUGGUACUGAAGUCGCCAUCAAGGUCUUGCAGGUGCCAAACGAAGGCGGCUUCGAAGAGGAGGUGAGAGUCCUUUCGCGCUUUCGCCAUCCCAAUUUGGUGAUCCUCAUGGGCUUCGCCAGGCAUGCUGAGACGGGGUGGAGGAGCUUGAUAUAUGAGUUCUUGUCUGGUGGAGAUGUGGCGAAGCGAAUUGCUGGAAGCCGCCAGAAGAAAGAGCCCUUUAGCGGCCAGCUGCGGGUGAGCGUGGCUUUGGAUGCGGCCUGCGGGUUGUCGCACUUGCACAACAUGACACCCAGGGCUUUCCAUCGAGAUAUCAAGUCCCAGAAUAUCCUGCUGGACAAGUACGGUACAGCGAAGAUGGCGGACUUUGGAUUGGCUUGUUUGUCAAGUGCACCACAUCACAAAGUCCGCAGGGUUGGGGGCACAGUGGGCUACGCAUGCCCCGAGUACCUCCGUACGGGGGUCAUCUCCGAAGGUAGCGAGGUGUACAGUUUUGGAAUCCUCCUCUUGGAGUUGCUCACUGGUGUUCCUCCGGCAGUCUGUUGCGCAGACCGUCCAGGGGAAUACAAGUUCCUAGUCGAUUUUUUGCAAGGCAGCCAGGAGAAGGUCCAGCAAAUGCUCGACCCGACUGCUGGAUUCUCGACCAAAGUCUUCGAGGUGCUUUGCUCAAUUGCUUUUCGCUGCAUCAAUUCCCGUUGCCGGCCACUUUUUAAGCAGCUGGUGGAGGAGCUUCGCCACCUGCACUCAGAUGCUCCUGAUGUACCUAGAGCUGCUGAAACUUCAGCAGCCUCUCAAGCCUCAGUUGGGCAAUGGUCUUCUUCAGCAUUGUGCGUGGGUGCUGCUGUUGAGGUGAGGUGGCGUGGAGGAAAUCAGUGGUACCAAGGCUGGAUCCUUCGCCAAAACCCUGACAGCACUGCCGCUGUGAAGUACAAUGAUGGCCAACUUGAAGAUCAUGUGCCAUUGUCUUUCUUGCGACUGCCCGGAAGUCAAGUUUCUCCGUCUCCGCCUUCACAUCCAACUGCUGCAUCCAGUGUCGCAGAGCUUCCGCAGUGUCAGCUGAAGUGUGUGUAUGCUGAGGGAGUCACCGACACCCGUACGCGGUAUCUCAUCAAAUCGGCACCAGGCAGCUCGGAGCUGUUGGUGGGGCGAACUGCACAGCUUCCCUCCUUCUGGGACUUCCUCGUCCCUGAGAAAGAACUCCAAAGCAGGGUUUCACGCAAGCAUUUCAAGAUCCUUUGCCGACAGCACCAGCUUGCUGAUGGACAGAAUCAUCCGGUAUUGUUUCUGCAGUGUUUGUCUCCAAAUGGACUAGUUCUGAAUGACGAGUUUCUUGGGCCUGACGCUGGAGAGAAGCAGAUACAAGAUGGGGAUACCAUCGCUUUAGCCAGCUGCAGAUUGGAUGCAGGGACUGAAGAGACUUUCUCAUCAGCAGCUGGAUGGGCUGUGCCGAAGCCAUUUCUGGUCUUUGAGCUUGAGGUUCCGGACCCCAAGCGCAAGCACUCUGAGAAUCAGCAGGCGCUGUUGUCUUCGCGGCAGCAACCUCACGGAGAACCAGUGCAAAGAUCCACAGGUGUUGAGGUCUUCAAUUCAGCCUACUUGCCGUGGGAUUCGGCGCGGCUAGGACUUGGUGAGACAACCAAGGAGCUUUGUGUUACAAGUGGCACGGUCGCAAGUAAUUUCACCUGCUGCCCGUUGCCUCUUUUUGUGGCGCUGCCAACCAAGGGCAGCGUGCGAUGCGAGCCGCGCCUUGGCGUUCAAUUUCGCCAUUUUCACAGACAUCUUUAUCAGUCACCAACACACAGCAAAUAUCAGAAGCAACCGAUGAUGGGGUGAACCAGUGAAUCGGAAGAGAGCCUCUCAAAUCUCUUGCUGAAUUUGUGGCAUCGGAGCCACCCAGCUCUGAGGCCAAUCCCCCAGUGCUUGAGAUCGAGCUCAUGACUCGUGACUGAAGAUGCUAACGUUUGCCCAGAGGUAAGGAUGCGACUAAAGACUCGGUCACA